This is a messenger RNA of Cyprinodon variegatus (sheepshead minnow), 1764 nucleotides long. It is a transcript of the gene agmo, whose product is annotated as alkylglycerol monooxygenase. NCBI's taxonomy places the organism in Eukaryota, Metazoa, Chordata, Actinopteri, Cyprinodontiformes, Cyprinodontidae. The record is from RefSeq and is a predicted model, not a curated record. The transcript has 13 exons. The coding region runs from base 1 to 1287 and encodes 428 amino acids. Gene Ontology annotation, molecular function: iron ion binding; oxidoreductase activity. Gene Ontology annotation, biological process: lipid biosynthetic process. Gene Ontology annotation, cellular component: endoplasmic reticulum.
AUGGAGAUCAGUGGAGGUUGUAUCAAAUGUCCUGAUUGUGUAUGUUUGUGGUUGGCUUUGUAUGCGCAGGCCACUCCGUUCUUUGUGGGACUGAUGCUGCUGGAGCUGGUGGUGGGUGCAAUGAUGACAGGAAGACCGGUCGUGACGCUCAGUGACGGCCUCACCUCCAUUUCUGCUGGAAUGAUCUCUAGAUUGCCCCUGCUGGUGAUGAGAGGCUGUGAGCUGUCGGCUUACAUGUAUGUGUGGAACCACUUCCGCCUGUUGGAGCUACCUUGGGAUUCUGCAUGGACCUGGUGGCUAACCUUCCUUGGAGUGGAUUUCUGCUACUACUGGGUUCAUCGUUUUGCUCACGAGGUGGCCAUCCUUUGGGCUGCUCACCAGGUUCACCACAGUUCGGAGUACUAUAACCUGACCACUGCACUCAGACAGUCGCUCACCCAGCAGUUUACCUCUUGGAUCUUCUACCUUCCUAUGGCUCUAGCUGUUCCUCCAUCUGUCUUCGCUGUUCACAUACAGUUAAACCUUCUUUACCAGUUCUGGAUCCACACUGAGUUAAUCCGAGACCUUGGGCCUUUAGAAUGGGUCUUCAACACCCCUAAACAUCACAGAGUUCAUCAUGGAAGGAACCUGUAUUGCAUCGACAAAAACUAUGGGGGAAUUCUUAUAGUUUGGGAUCGAUUGUUUGGUACCUUUGCUGCAGAAUCGGAUAAAGUCAUAUAUGGCCUGGUGUUUCCCAUCAAGACGUUUGAAAUCCUCCAUGUUCAGUUGCACUACUAUGUAUAUUUAUGGAAGAAAUCCAAAUUUUACAAAGCACUCAGCAACAAAGUGUCAACUUUCAUCAAAGGCCCGAGCUGGAAACCUGGUAAACCUCGUCUUGGUGACCACGUCGACAAUCCCAAGGUAACUGGAAAGGAAGUACCCCAUGAUCCCAACUGGCCACUGUCUUUUCAAGUUUAUGUGACCUUUCAUUUCCUGCUGGUACUGUGGACUUACCAUGAGUUGUUUGAGAGCAAAAUGAUGCUGUCACAGUUAACUCUUUUGGGGAUGACCACCUAUAUUCUGCUCACCCUCACCUCCCUGGGAUUCAUCAUCGAGCAAAGGCCAUCAUCAGCUUUCUUGGAGGCAAUUCGCUGCGUAAUCAUGGUAACAUUGCUGCGGUUCAACUACCUGAGAUCCCCCAUCCCUUUACUGUCUGUCCCCACAGAGGCCUUUGUCUCCCUCUCGCUGCUGUACUGGGCUCUGCAGAGCUUCUCCCAGCUGUUCAGCAUCAAGAAGAAAGCUGACUGAGACACCAGCCUGAUAUAAUCUGAUAGACUGCAGAUAUUUCCAUUUAAAUCAUUUUAUGCUAACAGGUUUUCAUCUACUGCAAUUCUAUUUGUAGUUUUGAUUAUUAGAAAAAAUUGGUUAAUGUUUUUGCUGUAUUUUAACCUUGAAGGCACAGCUGCUUGUUGCAUGUUUAUAAGAAAAGCAUUAAUCUGUAAAUUAACAAAGAUAAAGCCAAUAACUUUGUUAAAUCAUUACUUUAUGUUGUGUUUUUUUUUAUUAUUUUUUCCUAUUAGAAGUGUCAUGUUUAAAACGUCACUGCCAUUAGAGGUGCUAAUUGUUAUAUUUCCAUAUGAGCCACUAAACAACCCAAUACUUCUCAUAAAACAAGUACUGUUCAUUCUAAAGCAUGUUGAUUUUUAAGCUAAAACAAAAUUAUUGCCUAACAUUGUACUGCCAAUGUAAUGUCUGUUUUUCAUUUCUCAUUGAAAUAAAUUACAG